Molecule: messenger RNA, 948 nt
Organism: Trichoderma atroviride IMI 206040
Lineage: Eukaryota; Fungi; Ascomycota; Sordariomycetes; Hypocreales; Hypocreaceae
Source: RefSeq, a predicted model, not a curated record
AUUCCUGGUGUAAAGGAUAAGCUGCACUUGGGCUCUGACUUGUUUCUUUUGAUCCAUCCCGCAUGCCUCUCCUUUCUCUGUCGCCAUACCGGCAUCACCCCUCGUGAACUCUGGGAGUCCUUUUACAAGGAGAAUUCCUGCUAUCAAAUGUAUGGCGGUGAAUUAAACGGACUAUUGUACUGCGUCAACUAUUAUGACAUGCAAGAGAGAAGCGGGCAAGACUUUCAGUAUGCCCUGGAGCGCCAUAUGGAAGAUACGAAGUGGCUGCUGGCAAGGCCAACUCGCCUACCGACUCCAAAGACUUUGCAGCCAAGCCCAGUGAAUGGCUCGGCAGUGAAGCGCCGAAAGGUUUUUGAUACCAACGAAUUACUCGACAUCAUUCUCAGCUACAUUGUUGACAUCCCUAGCGAGGUUCUUAAAAAUGAGCUUCAGCGAAACAAACAACACCAAGACCCAAACGAAUCUGGAGACACUAAUCGAAAUGACCCAAGUAGUCGACCUCAGAAUAUAUUCGAGGCUCCGUCUGCUAUCACAGCGGCAAAAACUCUCCUCUCCCUAGCUCAGGUAGAUAGCUGGUUCUACGAUGCCAUAAUUUACAAACGACAAAACCUUUUCCUCCGCGCUUUGCGUAACUUUGGCUGGAUGCUACCAUUCACGCCUGCCGAUUGGAGCGACAAUAGCUGGACUAAAGACGUCUUCGCCGACACCUCCUCAUCGCGCCAGUCUGAGAUUGACUGGCGGCACUACAUGCUCACAUGUGUGGAAAAGACGGACCCGCAUAUUUGCAAUCGUUGGAGGUUUCACAGAAUGGCUAUUCAGUUUGCGCGGGGGACAAACCGGUACAGGAGCGAGGAACACCCCGACUGGUUUUGGAACGCGGGCAGCCUUGGAUUUCAACCAAGCUUGGAUAAACCAGAGCCCGAGAUAUGGGAGCUAUACUCUUGGUAG